CCACUGCUAGAUUCAGUCGUAGCGUCUUAGCGUCAUACGUCGCUUGACGUAAGAAUGUUCUCGUCCAAUCAGAUGCAGGGACGGAACAGCAGCUUGUGUUUGAAAUCUUCGCGCUUAGGGUUUUGGUUUUGCUUACUAUCAGCUCGAAUGUUUUGUUUAAAGUUAAAUAAAGAGAAAUACAAAUUGUCUUAGUACACUAGUCAAAUCAUUCGUCGUGGAUUCAUAUUGUAUCAUAUGAGUUUAUUUCUAAAGGUAUCAAGCCAAAAUGAAAUAAAUCAUGCUUUGCCAGCAUGGAUACCUCUGUCUUGACAUCCAAAAGUAACAUAACUGAUUUGAGAAGAUACACACACUAAGGAGGAGAGAUUUUCAGUGGGAAUCUGUGAAAUAGGACAAUGUCGGAUGGGGAGGUGUGCAGCCACGUAAAAGUGGUGGUCCGUGUCCGUCCUUUAAACAACAAAGAAAAGGAUGGAAAUCACAAGAAGGUCGUCCACGUAGUCGACAACCACAUGCUUAUCUUUGAUCCUAAAGAGGAAGAAGUGACAUUUUUCCGGGGACAGCGGGUAGGCAACAGGGAUGUGCGGAGGAGAGCUAAUAAGGACCUCAAGUUUGUGUUUGACUGCGUGUUUAGGGAGGACUCUUCACAGUUGGAAGUUUUUGAGAACACCACUAAAGCAAUAGUGGAUGGUGUCCUAAAUGGCUACAACUGCACUGUGUUUGCUUAUGGAGCUACAGGAGCAGGAAAAACACACACCAUGUUGGGCACUAGUGAUUCUCCAGGAGUGAUGUUUCUCACUAUGAAAGAACUGUUCGCACGGAUGGACCUCAUCAAGGAGGACAAAGUGUUUAACAUAGCUUUUUCUUAUCUUGAGGUUUAUAAUGAGCAGAUUCGGGAUUUGCUAACUAACUCUGGUCCAUUGGCGGUGAGAGAGGACGGCUCCAAUGGAGUUGUUGUUCAAGGACUCACUCUGCACCAGCCCAAAUCUGCAGAGCACAUCCUUGAAGCUCUUGAUUAUGGUAACAGAAACAGGACGCAGCACCCCACUGACAUGAACGCCACGUCUUCCCGCUCCCAUGCCGUAUUCCAGAUCUACUUGAGGCAGCAGGAUAAGACAGCCAGUCUCAAUCCAAAUGUUCGUGUGGCCAAGAUGAGCUUAAUCGACCUGGCCGGCUCAGAAAGGGCCAGUACAACCAAUGCCAAGGGGGCUCGUCUCAGAGAGGGGGCCAACAUCAACCGCUCCCUCCUCGCCCUGGGGAAUGUCAUCAACGCGCUAGCCAACCCCAAAUGUAAGAAGACACACAUUCCUUACAGAGAUAGCAAGCUGACACGGCUCCUCAAAGACUCUCUCGGUGGAAACUGCCGAACUGUGAUGAUCGCGAAUGUCAGCCCGUCCUCGGUCUCCUAUGAAGAUACGCAUAACACUCUCAAAUAUGCCAACCGCGCCAAGGAGAUCAAAUCCACUCUGAAGAGUAAUGUGAUGAGCUUGGACAGUCACAUUGGCCAGUAUGCUGUCAUCUGUGAAAAGCAGAAAGCUGAGAUUGUCAUGCUGAAACAGAAACUCAAAGAGUACGAAGAGCGGAAGGUGGAGGUUCCUGCCCUUAAUCCAAUCCCCGUCCAGAGGAGAGCCGAAUUUGAGAAGAUGUCUGAGUCCCUGCGCAGUGUGUUUGCUGCACGUCUGCAGGUCCGUAAAGAACAUCUGAACACCGAGAAGCAGCUAAAUGAAAACAGGCUGACUAUGAAACACAGGGAGCUGUGGCAUCAGCAGAGUCUGAUCUUCUUCCCUGACAGCAGGGCCGAAACGGCCACCUGUAAGUAUGAGCGUAAACUGGCCUCCCUGAAGUCUCAUCGGGAGCACUUGCACAAACGCUUGAUGGAGAGUGAAAAGCACUUCCAGGAGAACGAGGGGUGGCUUCACCGCAUCGAAAACGAGAUGAAGCUGCUUGGACAUGAAGGACACUCUCCAGAGGAGUUGAAAAGGGAACUGCAGUGCCAUCAGCUACAGCUGCAGAUCACUGACCUUCAGCAACACAUUGAGCACAUGAGCCACCUCAUCAGUGUUCAAGACCAGGAAAACGCUCACACGCACAAGUUGGUGAACGCCCUGCUGUCCACCUGCCGUCGACAGCACCUGGCGUUGGAGGCCGCGAGCAUUGCCACCGAUGACGCUGAGUGGGCGGAGCUGGAGCGGCUGGUGCACAGAGGGAGGGGUGUGGUCUGGGCAGACCAGGAGAAAGCAGAGGAUAGGGAUGAUGGUGGCACAGGGAGCACUCAUCUACAGCCCAUCCUGUCUUUCUCACACCUCGUGUCUCACCAGAGCACGCCAUGCAGCUCAGAGAAACACACACGCCGAACCUCUCAGCGUCUCAGACCAACACACUUAUCUAAAGGCUGUAGCCCUCAACUUCAGGAUGGAAAUGUUGAAUGUCCUCUUAAAAAACCAAUCAGGAGGAAGCUGUCUGUGUCUCCUGCAAACCCAGAUGAGGAUGGGCCCAAUCCUGUGCUGUCCCAUUACCCCCCUGCCGUUCAGGAGGUCUUAAAACAGGAGGGCAUGUUCCCACUGCAGUACACUCCUGAGGGGCAGCCGCACACCUCCAGUAGCUUUGAUCCAAACUCCACUAUCGACAUUGGUCACAACGAGGACCCAUCAGGCGGUAAUGCCACAGUCAUCCUAUCACCUGAGCCCCCUGGCCACACAACACUUCGGGCACUGCGUGCUAACAACGGAAAUGAGCCAGCAAAAAGGUUGGAGAUCCCAUCACUAUUAGACCUGCGAAAAUCCAAACCGUCCUACAUGGCCAUGACCUCAGCUGCUCAGGUCAAGCGCAAGUUCAACGGUUCCAACACUGGGAAAGAAGACAGUUUUCAGGCCACGUCUGCGGCACCCAAGCGCAUAAAGAGAGAUCCCUGCGAGGCGUCUAAACCGCUGCGGAUCCGACGUUUUGGAGUAUCAUCAGAGAAUGAGCCAAGCCGUAGAGUAGUACGGAGUGUGUCUGAGGGAAACCUCCAUCAGCUUGAACAGCGUAAGCCCAAGUUGAGCUCAAUGAGGCCUGCUGCACUCUUUAAAAAAGUCACCAAGAGGAUGUGAGAGGCUAUUGAAGGCACUGUUCUCACAUACUUUUCAUCAGAGUUGAUGUAGAAAAGAUGUAAAAAUGUGUUUGUUUUUUUUUUUUAAGAUGUUUUUAUUGUUGUUAUUACAGGGACUGUUGUUAUUUGGACUUGAUUAGUUUUAGGAAACUGGAUUGUUUUUAUAUUAAUGUUUUAAAAUCUGUAUGUGCGUAGAAAACUUGUCCAGCCUAAUAUGG
Messenger RNA from Onychostoma macrolepis, 3300 nucleotides. It is a transcript of the gene kif18a, whose product is annotated as kinesin family member 18A. The coding region runs from base 393 to 3083 and encodes 896 amino acids. Gene Ontology annotation, molecular function: microtubule binding; ATP binding; microtubule motor activity. NCBI's taxonomy places the organism in Eukaryota, Metazoa, Chordata, Actinopteri, Cypriniformes, Cyprinidae. Gene Ontology annotation, biological process: microtubule-based movement; mitotic spindle organization. The record is from RefSeq and is a predicted model, not a curated record. The transcript is spliced from 19 exons.